UCCUCCACCAUCAUAUCAACUCCCUCCUCUCAACUCUCAGCUUUUCAGACUUACAAAACACAUCAAAAGAUGAUCAAGCUCAGAUCAAAGAGAUUCUUCAGAAGCAACUCCUCCAAGCUGCGCGGCGGCGACAACGGCGGUAGCAACAGCGGCAAAGGUGGCGCCGCUUCCAUUCCUGUCGGUGAAAUCAAAUGGGAGCUCCGUCCCGGUGGCAUGCUUGUGCAAAAGAGAGAAUCUUCUUGUGCAUCAUCUGAUAGCUCCGGUGAAGGCAUUAUUAUCGUUAAAGUCUCCACCGUUUCUCAGUGUCACGAUAUUUCUAUCCAAUCCACUUCCACUUUUGGGGAAUUAAAGAUGAUAUUAGCGGUAAUUACAAGUUUGGAGCCAAAGGAGCAGAGAAUCUUGUUCAAAGGAAAAGAGAGAGAAGAUGAAGACCAUCUUCACAUGGUGGGAGUGAGAGACAAGGACAAAGUGUUGUUACUAGAAGACCCGGCUAUCAAGGAGAAGAAGCUUCUUCUCGGGUUGACGGGUCGGGUACGACCCAUCGGGCCUCCACCGGCUUUUCGGACCAUUACUGUCUAAUCAUGGAGGCUCAUAACUAAUUAUGCUUAUUUGUCUUUAUCUACUAACCAUGCCUAGCUUCUUAUCUUAAUUACCAAAAAGAAGCUGGGAAAAAGAUCCAAGAUUCUCUAAUUAGUUUAAGUGGGUAGAUUAAUUGAAGUUGGAUUGAUGUAUUAUAUUUGAUGUUUAUGUUUAUUAAUCAAGGUGUUGCGAGUCGCUUCAUUUUGAUUAAUUCGGCUAAUCGCUAUGUUUAUAAACUUAAUUAUCUUAUUAGCUUUCAAUGAAGUCGUUUUAUCCCA
Messenger RNA from Daucus carota subsp. sativus, 857 nucleotides. RefSeq names its product BAG family molecular chaperone regulator 2. NCBI's taxonomy places the organism in Eukaryota, Viridiplantae, Streptophyta, Magnoliopsida, Apiales, Apiaceae. The record is from RefSeq and is a predicted model, not a curated record. Gene Ontology annotation, molecular function: protein binding. Bases 70 to 579 code for a protein of 169 amino acids. The transcript is spliced from 2 exons.